AUGCCAUCCUCUGAAAUCAUGUUUUCAUCAAACGAUGACCCUGGAGGCUCCGAUAACCGUCUCGUUGUUUCUGACAUAGAGGAUGGCCAGAAUGUUAUUCUCUCUCUUCGACCAGCCGUCUUGGACAACAAGCAACCCACAUUAAAGAGGUCCCACUCGGCCACAACCCGUGAUGAUCUGGCGAAAAAAUAUCGCCGUCUCGAAAGCAUCUCCGAGUCCGCUAUUCGCGAGAAACAAAACAUCCUCCCAAAUUCCACCUCCAGGGAUUUCUCGCGCAUUUCUCCUACCACCUCGAAGCGACUAGUUACCUCACCGAACGCAUAUGCUUCAACACCAUUACCAUCACAGAAAAAGCCCAGAGCGUUCUACACCGAACAACAGCUCGAAUGGCUCACCGACUACUACUUUACCAUGCCUGAUAACACUACAAAAUCUUGGAACAUAGCCUCUGGUGAUUUCGAAUCCACCUGGGGGCAAGUUCACAGCGGCAAAGUCCUAAGAGCGAAGGUCAUUAGGAUGGGCUUGGGGAUACUUUUGGAGAGAUCAGAUGGAGAACUUCCGGCGGUAGAGAUGAAUAUCGAUGAAUUGAGCGAUUCAGAAGCUGUCGCCGCCCUCUCACCCAAAACUCCGGUUGCUCAGGGAACCGCAGAGGCCUAUCAAGCCACCCCGCCCGCCAGCCCACAGGGCGCCCGCAACAGAGAAUUAUGGCUCAAGGAUAAUAUUCAUAAAUUUCAGAAAAGCAAGUUUGAGGUUGAUUGGGAGUCGUUGACUAAUCUCUUCAACGACAUUUUCGAUAUGAAGAAAUCUGCGACAGCAUUGGAGGUCAUGUGGGAGAGGGCUAUAAAUAAAAACUGUGGGUCGAUACAUUCUUUUUGA
This is a messenger RNA of Morchella sextelata, 876 nucleotides long. RefSeq lists its product as uncharacterized. The record is from RefSeq and is a predicted model, not a curated record. NCBI's taxonomy places the organism in Eukaryota, Fungi, Ascomycota, Pezizomycetes, Pezizales, Morchellaceae. The transcript has a single exon. The coding region runs from base 1 to 876 and encodes 291 amino acids.